Sinocyclocheilus rhinocerous is the source of this 413-nucleotide messenger RNA. RefSeq names its product VIP peptides-like. The annotation marks the transcript as partial. Gene Ontology annotation, biological process: adenylate cyclase-activating G protein-coupled receptor signaling pathway; epinephrine secretion; regulation of protein localization. The record is from RefSeq and is a predicted model, not a curated record. Gene Ontology annotation, cellular component: extracellular region; neuron projection. Gene Ontology annotation, molecular function: neuropeptide hormone activity; peptide hormone receptor binding. The transcript has 3 exons. NCBI's taxonomy places the organism in Eukaryota, Metazoa, Chordata, Actinopteri, Cypriniformes, Cyprinidae.
UGAUGAUUUGAUGGAAGACCAGGCGCCGAUGAAGCGUCAUUCAGACGCAAUAUUCACAGACAACUACAGCCGCUUUCGCAAGCAGAUGGCGGUGAAGAAAUAUCUCAACUCCGUUCUCACAGGAAAGAGAAGUCAAGAAGACCCACCUAGCAUGCAGGAGGAAUCGACUGGAGGUGAGACCACAUAUCGGGAGAGCUACGAUGACGUCACUGUAGACCGACUUCUGAAUCAUAUACCAUUGCCUCUCUGAGGUCAGUUUGAAGACAAGAAAACAACUCUUCGAGACCAUCAUCAUAGGUUUUCCAUUUACACAGUCUAGUAUAGGACAUCAGCAUACUACUAAAAGAACGUGUUGAAAACGAAAAUUGUGGUUACCUAUGACGUAAAUGUUUGCACUGUACAUAGAAAAUAAA